GUUUUCCGCGUUUCGGAGUAUAGCGGAAAAUAAUUGUCCUAUAGUUUCGGUAUUCGGAUGUUUCCGUGAGUUGUUUGUUAUUUUGCGUUAGCCAAUGAGGGCUCGACGUGUUGUCCGCACGUGCGGUAGUGCAUGUAUAGGGGAGUUAUCAGGCAUUCUAGUCGUGGACUCCCAACAUUAGCGGUCAUCAAAAUGGACCCGGCUUCUCUCGACAGCAAAAUCCAUGAGAGAAUUUCUGCCUCCCAACAGGACAUGCUCGGGAGACUGGAGGUUUUACUUAGCAGCAAGUUGGAAUGCUUCCGUAAUGAAGUGAAUGAUUCGCAAAGAAAACUUUCCGAGGAGCAAAUAUCCAAAAUAUCGGAAAUGAGCUCUAGCGCGUAUACCUUCAAGCGCAAAGGCAAUGAAGAGCAAUUUAAGGUGAAUUGUAAAGUUUCAACGAAGCUUCAGGAAGCGCAUACGAAUCUCGUCGAGCGUAUGGAUACAGUUGCUGCGGCCGAGAAAAUAUCCGAAGGUAUGGAUAUCAUUAAGCACAGGCAAAAGCUCAUUAGAUUAGCGGACUCUUCGGAGUCCGGAUGGAGUACCGUGUCGGAGUAUGAAAACAACGAGCUAGCCGACGAUUCCGACGACGACAGGCGCAUACAACGAGCUGAGAACAGGGCGCAGAGAAAAUUAAAAGCGCAAAGGCAGGCGAGACAGAGGCGUUAUUCCCCCUAUGGAGCCUCUCGACCACAAGGGACCGGAGAGCGACAGGCGGACAACUCCAAGCCAGCAGCGUUCAGCGCCAGGAGACCGGGAUUAUGCUAUGCGUGCGGAAAGCCGGGACACUGGAGGAGCGAAUGCCUACAACAACAACGUAGUGUGGGGAACAUGCCAGGGGCUGAAAAGGCUUAAAGCUACAGGCGAGCGUGCUCCAGUCAGCUAAGGCAGCAGGUCCUGUUACACCGGCGUUAUCCGCGUUAUCUGAAAGAACUGCCCAUUAUUUGUUGCAAGCAAGGAGCGCCAAUACAGUUUCAAAGUAUUACUCACAUUUCCGGAAGUGGGAGGAUUUUAUAGCGAAGGAGAAUGCUUGUGCUUUGCCCGCUCAGCCCAUUCACGUAGCGUUAUACGUUACACAUCUUUUGGACAAGGGGCGUUCUCACAAUGUGGUGACGUCAUCUGUGUGUGCUAUUAAAUGGGCGCAUAGCAUCAACAAUUUUGCGGACCCCACUGAAAACGGAUUUGUUAGAAGCUUGGUAGAAGCAGCGAAAAGGCAAGACAGACCUCCACGCGUUAGAAAAGACUGUGUUUCAUCGGAAUUAAUCGUUCAAUUAUGUCAAAAAUAUCAGGACAGUCUGGACAUUUUAAUAGUAAGAGAUUUAGCUAUGAUUGUUCUCAGUUUUGCCGGUUUUUUGAGGUUUGAUGAAUUGAGCAGAUUGAGAGUUUGCGAUGUGUCUUUUAAAGAUUCGUAUAUG
Messenger RNA from Pecten maximus, 1451 nucleotides. RefSeq lists its product as uncharacterized. The record is from RefSeq and is a predicted model, not a curated record. Lineage: Eukaryota; Metazoa; Mollusca; Bivalvia; Pectinida; Pectinidae. Bases 133 to 891 code for a protein of 252 amino acids. The transcript has a single exon. Gene Ontology annotation, molecular function: nucleic acid binding; zinc ion binding.